AUGCCAGGUUUUGAAAUUAAAGACCCAUAUACAGGUAUUCAAGUACCAUAUAAGUUACAAAAAGUAGCCUACUACAGAGAAAAUUUUCAAGUUUUCUUUAAAUGGACACCAAAGAUUAUUGGUACUUUAGCAAUCGUUGUUGGUGUUAUUCCAUUAACUUGGACUUAUUUAGUUAAACAACAACAAGAUCAAGAAGUUGUUGUUAAUCGUAAACCAAGAAAACUUUAA
This is a messenger RNA of Dictyostelium purpureum, 228 nucleotides long. RefSeq lists its product as uncharacterized. NCBI's taxonomy places the organism in Eukaryota, Evosea, Eumycetozoa, Dictyosteliales, Dictyosteliaceae. The record is from RefSeq and is a predicted model, not a curated record. The transcript has 2 exons. The coding region runs from base 1 to 228 and encodes 75 amino acids.